Messenger RNA from Plenodomus lingam JN3, 9414 nucleotides. The record is from RefSeq and is a predicted model, not a curated record. Lineage: Eukaryota; Fungi; Ascomycota; Dothideomycetes; Pleosporales; Leptosphaeriaceae.
AUGGCCGGACGUCAGUUCCCAAAUGUAUCCAUCUCGUCUUGGUCGAUCAAUCCAUACACUGGGGCCAAGCCAGACACCACGAAAGGCUACUAUGUUGCCGUGGCCCCUCCCCAACAGCCUUACGCACACAACCCAAUAAUUUUGCCUCGAAAUCCGAUAUAUCCCACUGCCGUCCAAGAGAAAGGUAACGAUAACAAAGACGAUGAUGAUCAAGCAGGAGGCAUACCCAUUACACCAGACACAUCAGUGGCUCAGGGCCCUUCCGAAGCCGCUUCACCAACACCUGAGGUACCUCCACCACCUAGCCUGGAAGCAGUCUCUCCUGAAGCGCCUCCCUGUCCAGAAGACACACUCACAUCUCCCCCAACUUCACUCUCACCUCCCUCUCCUGAUGCCUCUCCAGACUCACCAAACGCACAGGCAUCCGAUGACUCAGCACAAGCAGGGAAACAGGCUGGAGUCAAUACGGGGGCACCGGAUGUCAAGGAUGAACCACCUGGUUCCAACAGCCCUGCGGCUGCUACGACAGACGCAGAGCUUGCUUCGCCGCCACCUGCUGAGGAGAUUGACACAACGACUGAACAACCAGUGACUAGUGAUUCAGCGCCCCCACCUCCGCCCUUGGAUCCCUCGCCUGUGCCUGAGCCCGUUGUUAUCGACGCCGUGAAGAGUGGUGAGUCCGAGCAGGCCGCUCAAGAGCCCCCCAGAUCCCCGGUUGACAAAUUUGUCCGCUUUUCUUCUGACACGAAAGACCCAGACGCAGGAAGUGCCAAGAAGAGGAAGAAGGUGAUGAUCAACAAGGGCAAACCGACUGCAUUCGUACGUAUCAGAGACACAGCUCCGCCCAAGACGUCCUCGCCGCCACCGCCGCCCAAGGAGGAUAAGCCCAAAGUCGUCAAUCCCGUGAGUAUCAUGAAGAAGACGGAGCGAAGAGGAUCCACGCUCUCCGUUUCUUCGAUUGAAAAGCCGAUCCUCGAGGCCGAAUCGCCGACGCAUCCGUCCAAGAAAGCUAGCAAAGCUACGGGGUGGAGCAAGAAGAAGGACGACAAGAAGACUAAGAGCAAGACUGCGAAUAAGAGUGGCAGCACGCCGCCGUCGGAGGCCAAGUCAGGAGCGGAGGAUGUUUCGGCUGUAUCUGUUGCUGAACCGGUCGAGCUGGCGAAAGACGCGACGGCUGAGAUGACCUCUAAUGACGAUACCCCAUCUGAUCCUCCUGCUGAGCCCCAGGCUAUCAGUGCAGAAGAAGGAGGUACUCCUGCUAAGCCUGCUGCUGAGGUAUCUGCACCUGAAGUAUCUGAGCCUGAAGUUGCUCAGCCUAUAGUAUCUGAGCCUGAGGCAUCUCAACCUGAGGUUUCUGAACCAGUAGAUUCGACUCCAUCAGCUGAUACAGAUGUUCUACCACCACCAACACCAGAGCCCGCAGCCGAUCAGGAUUCACCUCCAGCCGAUAACCCUCCCCACGUCGACGAAGAUGCAUCCGAUACAAUCUCUUCAAAUAGCGAGCAUACUUCGGACACAGGCAGUGUGGCCGUAAGCGAAACCUCUGUUGAGAGUGGAGAAGGCCCAGCAGAUGAGCCAGUCGUUGAGACAGGAUCGUCGACUGAAGAUGCUCCAGCGGCCGGAGAGGCCUUGGAUGAAUCGUCAUCAUCACCACCUGAACAGUCUGUCGAAGUUGUAGAGGCUUCUGGAGAACCGUCGUUGCCACCUCCUGAGCUGGUAGCUGAGACAGUGUCUGAGUCGGCGGGAGAGGCGGCGGCAGAGCCAGUGUCUGAGACAACAACUGAACCAGCAGCAGAGCCUCCACCCGAGCCAACAGCAGAGUCGUCAUCUGAGCCAGCAGCAGAGACGACGUCUGAGUCAGUAGUAGAACCAGUGUCCGAGCCAGCAGCAGAGCCAGCAGCAGAGUCUUCAGCAGAGUCUUCAGCAGAGUCUUCAGCAGAGUCUUCAGCAGAGUCUUCAGCAGAGUCUUCAGCAGAGUCUUCAGCAGAGUCUUCAGCAGAGUCUUCAGCAGAGUCUUCAGCAGAGCCUUCAUUCGAGCCAGCACCUGGGCCAGCACCUGAGCCAGCUUCUGACAAGCCAAUAUCAGAACCCGCGUCUGAACCAACAGCAGAGUCAGCACCAGAGCCCACGUCUGAACCAGCACCAGAGCCUCCAUCUAAGCCAACAGGAGAGCCACCAUCCGAGCCAACAGGAGAGCAAGGUGAAGCUACUCUUCCAACUCCAGAUGCUGUGGCUGAGCCUGAUUCGACACCCAAAGAAGCGUCUGUCGAAAAUCCCACUCCUGACGACGCAGUGAUGACGGACGAGGUGACGACGGGUGCCGAAGCUACAGCCGUCGUUAAAGUUGCUGAUGCUGUCGAGGCGCCACAAGACAAGGAAGCAGCCAUGACAGCUGCAGAGGAAACUAAUUCUAAACAGUCGAUAUUGGAAGAGAGCACACAGAGCGUUAAUGAAGCUCUUCCUAGCGAUGAAAUUCCUGCAGUCGGCGAAGCUACUGCUGUCGAGGAGACUCCUUCUGCUGUUGAGGAGGCUCCUGCUGCUGAGACUCCUGCUCUUGAAACUCCUGUUGCUGAGACUGAUGCUGCUGAGGAAGCUCCUGCUGAGAGUUCUGUUGCUGGAAGUCCUGCUGCUGCUGAGACUGAUACUGCUGAGGAAACAUCUACCGCUGAGACUCCUGCCGCUGAGGAAACUUCCGCCGCUGAUCAGUCUCCUUCAAUAGAUGAGAGUCAUGUGGCUGAUGUUACUCCCGGCAUCGACGAAGCGUCACCCUCCAAGCCGUCUCCUCCCGCAGCAGAAACCAGCGGGUCGAGUAAUGAAUCAAAGUUGGAAGAAGCGGCCGAUGCCGCCGACGCUCCAUCUACCGAGUGCGCCCCAGCUGAUGAAGUAAGCACACCGGAAGCUACUUCAGACUCUGCCGUGAACCCCAACGAAGACGACAUCCUUGCAGCUAGCAAUGACUCUACAGAUGCGGGGCCAGCUGCAACAGAUGUCGCACAGGUCGAUGAGGAGUCAGUUGAGCCGCAAGAUACAGCCACGGAGGAAGUCUCUCGAGCAGAUGUUGCAACCGAGGAAGCGCAGGAGCCGGCCGCAGACGCCUCAUCUGCAGAACCGGUUCCUGACGAGCCUAUCCAACCAGAACAAGAGGCUCUCAGAAAUAUUUCUACAGAUGAGCCAGAGGCUGUCAUUGCAGAGUCAAAAGAUGGUGAAAAGGCGGCAGUUGCCGCACCAGAUGAUUGCUUCCAGUCUGAAGCUGUGACUGAGAACAUGGCUACUAACACCGAAGACACGUCUGCUACUGAUGCUGCAAAGGAAGAUGUACCAGAUAAGACCCCGGCAUCUCCCGAAGCGAGCUCUGACGUUGUUGACUCAAAACUUGAUGCCGAAGCUGUUUCUGGUGCGAGCGACCAUAAGUGCAGCGAAAGCGAGUCGGAGGAUGUAGAAGAUGCUACUCUGCCUGAAGCAGCAGAAGACACCAGUUGUGAUGUCAGUGUUGAAGUUGAAGCUGUCGCCAAUGCACUAGAGGAAAUAUCAAACGAUGAGUUGCAUACUGAGCAAGCCGAGCUCAUCGAGCAAACCGCCACUGAAACAACAUCAUCAGAUGACGCCAUCACUGCAGCGGCAGCCGAAUCAUCCAUCGACGCAACAUCACCCGACUCACCGGCGGAUCUGUCUAAGCCUCAAGAGAAUGGGCCAGAUGGUCCUCAAGGCGAAGUUAUAGCUGUGAAUGCUGAUGUUUCGGAGGGCUCGCCAUCCAAGGAAAUUACUUCUGAUGCCCCAGACAGUAAGGAUGAGGCCACAAUCGUUGAAGAAAUGAGCCCUCAUCCUAUAUCAGGAGAUACCCCCGACGCGGCGGAGAUUCCCGCAGACAUCCCCGAGCACAACGAAGAAUCUGAUGCUGCGGAAAGCGUCGAAGCCUCAGUAGUCGCUGAGGCUGCUGAGGCCACCGAAGUUUGCAUGGUCACAGAAGUCACCGAUGGAUCAGCCAAUGCCUCGUCGCCAGAGGACACCACAGAACCUACCGACCAGUCGGUACCUGCCGAACAGAGCGUGGGUCCGACAGACGUGGCUGGGGAAGUAACUGAUACUUCAGUCACUGACUCUGUUGCUACAUCUGAGCCAGUUGUGGAUGAAAUACACGCAGAAGCUGAGGCAUGUGAUAUCGAGACACAAGUCGAUGUAGAUGCUGUGGAAGUAGAGUCACCGGCUUCCCAGGAUGUCUCCGCUACAGUUUUGGAUGAAAGUCCAAACGCCUCAAUCGAGCAUUUUACUCCAGAUGAAAUUGCAGAUUCGGUAGCUGAAGGUCCAGGAGCAAUGGAGGCCGACGUACAGUCCCCCCAAGACACUGUCGCAGCUACGACUGAGACUAGUACAUCAGAUACGAAAGCUUGUUCCGCAGAUCAUGCAGAAAUGGAACAUCAAACUUUUGAUGAAGCUCAAGCAGCUGCACAAGUCGAACCACCUACAGUAGCGGAAGAGACAGUUGCAGAUGCAUUACUGAUUGAAGAGAAAACAGCCGAAACGAAAGCACAAGACGAGGCUCCACCUGAUAGUGUCACCGAGCAAAACGAAGACGAAAAUGAAACGGACCAAGCAACCGAAAAGUUUAAUGAUGUUGCGGGACAGUCUGUUGAAGAUGUUCCCGACGAGCCUCAGCUCGCGGAAGUCGUUGACGAAGUCAAGCAGCCUGAGAUUCUCCCAGCAGAGACUGCGGAAACAUCCGACCAGGGAUCCGACCCACCUGAAACAAAUGCGCAACCGAUAAACGAAAGUUGCGAGGCUAUCCCAGCUACUGCUACAGCAUUAGAGCCCAUCGAAAGUGAGGCUGCCGAAGAGCACCGAAUCGACACAGAAUCUUCUCCCACCGACGAGAUUAAUUGUUCAAAAUUCGAUGACAGCGAGGUAAUUGACCUUGAAGGUACACCUGUUGCAAUCAGUCACGAUGUCGCCAUAGCGAUCAUCACAUUAGAGGCUGAAAAAGCCAACGUAACAACAGAAAUGGCUGGGGAGGCUGCUGUACAAGCGGCCAUCCCGGAUGAUUUACCUGUAGAAACAUCACCUUCUGCAGCCGAGGAUACGACACUCGAUAACGACGGCGCACAUGACGAGGAACUAGAAUCUCACAGUGAAGAUGAAUCUUCCAUCACAAAUGGCCCGAAUACUUCCGACGCUGCAAGUUCGGCAACUGGCUCCGACGGGGGCCAUGAAUCUGAAGUCGAUCUCGAGAACAGUGCGGAGCCAGUCGAUGUGGAAGAGAGCGCAAUUUCAAAGUUAGAGGAUCAGCCAGAUCCCGAAGCUUCCGUGUCCGAUUCGUCAUCGUCAACCAUGAGCUCUGAUGAUGGCGCGAGCACAGUGUCGACAAGUGUGGAUGGAGCGAAGCCAGAUGAGGAGCAGCAAGACCUAGAACCCGAGAACAUCGCAGAGCCACCGCCACCAGAAGUAUCGGAAGAUAUCGAAGCGCCGUCCGACGAAGCUGCAUCACCAGCUGCGUCUUCACCCGAUGCUGCUUCGGACCAGACAGAUACCUCGCCGGAUGUUGAAGAUAAGGCUGGAGCCGAAAUAAAUGCCACACCAGCCAACCCCGCCGAUGAGGGGACUGCUAAUCCUGAAGACACUGAGGAUUUCCCUGCAGCUGAAGCAGCCGAGACUGCACCCGACCCCGAUUCAGUAUCUGAAGGAGAGGAGACUGCAUCUGCAGACGUGGUUGCACCUGCAGAGGCACCCGAGGAAGACCAAGAUAGCAUGACUUCUGACAAGAGCGAAAAUUUCGUGCCCUCCACUGAAGGCGACUCUCUAGCUGAGUCUGAGGCACAGGAGGGCGAAGCCAUAACUGAGAAUGCGGCCGACGCACAACCGGAGAUUGAAGAUAGAGCGCCAACCGCGGGGGAAGUGGCUGAGACUGAACAGACCAGUGGAAAUGAUACGCCAGACGUGGAAGAUGCGCCUGCAUCUGCACCAGCUGAAUCCGAGGAGGCUAAGACUAGUGAGGAAUCAACGGAAACCCCCGAGCUGAUUACUGACACAGAAGUUACUCCUGCUGAAGGCGAUGAGCCACCGUCAGAAGACUCACCAACUCCCAUCGAAGCUAAUGUACCGGAAUCUACACCAACCCACGUAGAGGAAGAGAAGGAAGGGGAGGCUGCUCCUGAGCCGCAGCCAGAUGCGACUGGGGACACAGCCGGCGCUGACGAAUCCACACCUCAAGCAACGCAACCAGAGCCUGAAGUGGCAGACGAAAAUGCUCCAGAGGGCGACAAAUCAGAAGAUGCACCUGCCCCUGAAGCGACCGCUGAUGAUGCACCGCAGGAUGAAGAGGAACCAGCAGCAGAUGAUGCCACGGUAGCUGAGGAAGAGGUCGAGGAUCGCGCGGAAGAAGAUGGAUCUGGAGACUCCCCAGAGCCGCCAGCGGAGGAAGCAGCCGCGCCUACCGACGAUGCAGAUAUUGCAGACGGAGCAGAUGAAAACGAAGAAGAUAAAGAUGAGGAAGCAGAGGAGUCUGCACCUGCUGUAGGCGAAGCAACAUCGGAUGCUGCUCCAGCAGAGUCACAGGAACCAAAAGAGGCACCAGAAGCCGACCUGCCAGCUCCAGAUGCACCAACGGGACCUGCACCCGCUCCAGAAGAGGCGCCUGAGGAGUCUGCGGACCCAGUAGCUUCUGAAUCGCCACGAGCAGAAGAUGCUGCCGAGAUUCAGGAGGCAGACGCAACGGCUGGGGAUCCUGCAGAGGAGCCUGGGGUCUCCGAGGAGGCUCCAGCUGAGGAAGAUGGAGAGGGAGAGGGAGAAGGAGAGGAAUCACCAAUCUCUGAAGUACCACAACCAACAGAGCCUGAACCACAAGCAGAGCCACCAGAGGAGCCCGAACCAGCUCCCGAUGCUCAACCUGAACCUGAGCCUGAACCAGUUGUUGAAGUAGAGCCUGAACCUGAACCUGAGCCUGAACCAGUUGUUGAAGUAGAGCCUGAAGAAGCGCCUGGACCUGAAGAAGCGCCUGGACCUGAAGAGGCGCCUGAACCUGAACCUGAGGAGCCCGCGCCAGUUCCUGGAGCAGAGCCUGAACCAGUCGCAGAAGCAGAGCCCGAAGCUGACGCAGAAGCAGAGCCCGAAGCUGACGCAGAAGCAGAGCCCGAAGCUGAAGCAGAAGCAGAGUCAGCACCAGUCACAGAAGCUGAGCCUGAGCCAGUUACUGAAGAACCUGAACCAGUAGCAGAGCCAGUAGCAGAGGUUGAGCCAGAGCCAGAGCCAGAGCCAGAGCCAGAGCCAGAGCCAGAGCCAGAAGCUGAGCCAGAAGCUGAGCCCCAGCUGGUUUCUGAAGAACCUGAACCAGUUGCAGAGCCCAUAGCAGAGCCAGAACCAGAGCCGGAAGCUGAGCCGGAGCCGGAAGCUGAGCCAGAAGCUGAGGUCGACGCAGCGCCAGAACCAGAUAUUUCACCAGAAGUCGAAAACUCACCAGAUGUUGGCGUUGCACCUGAGCCUGAAGUCGAGGAAGAAGACGCGACGCUUGCGUUACCAGAUGUCGAGCCAGAAACCGUUGUUCCCACACCGGAGACAGUGUUUGUCGAAACGUUCAUCCAGGAACCUGCGAAACAAGAAGAGGAACUUGAGCCCACGAUUGAGGCAGUAAGCGCUGGUGAAAGAGCGAUUGGUGUGGCGGAGGUGUCUGAGCCACCGGCUCCACUUCCGGUGGCUGACAGUACAGCCAAAGAACGUGAAAUCGCAAUCGUUGACGGGCCUGCACUUGACACACCUAGCCGAGAAAAGCAACGACGUCGACAUUCGCAUACACAGCGCGAUAGCAAACACUCAUCUAACCGGAGACAUGAAAGCGAAACAAGCGCCAAAGAGCGACCUACUCUUUUUAGUCUCGCUACAGGGAAGCUCGCAGGAAGUCCUAAGACUAAGCGCCGGGAUAGUAUCACGGAGCGAGACCCAGCGCGAGGCAAAGAGCGGGUACGUGAACCCGAGAAAUCGCACAGCACCAACGACAGAGAACGAGCCUACCCAGAGCAUCGCUCGAGCCGUCAGCGUGAGAGCAAAACGGAGGAAAAGCAGAGUAAGCGCCAAAUACUAGAGGAGAUGGAGCAUGAGGCGGAAAGGCGUCGACGUCACGAGUUACGAAGGGCAGAGAAGCAACGUCUUGCAGCGGAAGAAGUUGCGCGGGUCGAGGCUGAAGAGGAAGCACAGCGACAAGCGCGCCGAGAACGUCGUCGUGCUGCCAAGCAAGCGGAAGAAGAUUUGAUUCGUGCUGAGCAGGAGCGUCGGCGAGCCCAUGAGGAAAGGAAGAUGGCUAAAGCAGAGGAAGAGAGGCGCAUUCGGCACGAAAAGAGACGAGCAAAACACGAAGCUGAAAAAGAAGCUAGGCGUCUAGAACUCGAAAGAAUCGAGAAGCUGGAGCUGGAAGCCUUAGAAGCUAAGAUGUUACGACGGCAGCGGAGAGGUGGACGAGAGAGAAGUGCAACGCUGGAAUCAACACAUAUAGCGGAGCCAGUCGAAGUACCACGUGACGUUGCUCGAAGAGUAGCAGAGGUUGACGAAGAGAUCUUCGAAGCCCGUCGUCUGACUCCUCCGCCUGUUGUAGAAGAAACCCAUCGCAGCGCUCCUCGCCGAAGACUGAGUACACGCGAGCCUCCUCCCAAUGUCAAGCGUGGCGGUCUGUUCGGUGGUAUAUUUGGACGAUCAAAACCUGAAGCGGUGACACCACCAAGGUCUUCCAAGUCUACUACCAGGAUCCGAACAGAAAUAAUCGAACGGCCGAAGACAGCUACACGAUCACCUCAAAAAGAGAAAGAGCGACCUUCGAGCAGUCAUCAUUCCUCAAGUGAUGGCCGUCACCGGGAGCGUGUACAUAGAAGCAGACGUGAAUCAAACACCCAGCGCCCACGUCGUGUGUUUCAGUCAGCAGAGGAAGAAGAUGAGUACUACCGACGCAAGGAAAUGCGCCGCUCUCAGAGACCUCGCGACAACGAAAUGUCCGGUGGUCGGGACGGUGGUGUAUCAUUCGCAUCACAGGUUGAAGAACUGGGAGCACCCCCUCCUGAACCUUUUGAGCCCGAUCCCGAGCCCGAGCUUGAGCCAGAACCAGUCUUCCAGGACGAGUCACCACUCAUUGAAGAUGCCGCCGGAGUCGUUGGAGUACCAUCUUCCUCCUCCAACGAACAUCGUGAUCGCCGCCGCUCGAGACGCGAUACAGGACUUGAAGAGCGACCAAAAGUCCGUCAUGUAUCAGUCAAUGAAAAGGAAAGACCAGUAGGUCGACGUAUCGAGUCUGAUCGACCACGCGAACGCGAACGCGGCGAAGAACGCCAGCGUCCACGUCGAAGCGAGACCGAACGCAGAAGUGGGGCCACGAGCCGCAAGAGGAAGGAAGAGUCUAGUGGACUCAAAGGCCUAUUAGGGGGUUUGAAGAAGUCUUUCAAGUGA